This is a messenger RNA of Centruroides sculpturatus (bark scorpion), 1097 nucleotides long. Its product is annotated as transmembrane protein 14C-like. Gene Ontology annotation, biological process: regulation of heme biosynthetic process. The transcript has 4 exons. Bases 112 to 402 code for a protein of 96 amino acids. Gene Ontology annotation, cellular component: mitochondrial membrane. The record is from RefSeq and is a predicted model, not a curated record. NCBI's taxonomy places the organism in Eukaryota, Metazoa, Arthropoda, Arachnida, Scorpiones, Buthidae.
GUACGUUUCGGUCACUUCGUCCGAUAACAAUUGCCAGUUGUCUGCUUGCAAUAUUAUUAUAUUUUAAUUUUAGUUUUUCCGUCGUGAAAGAAUUGUAUUAAUUAAUUUAAAAUGGCUGCUGAUAUUAUUUCUUACGCUUACUCGGCUUUAGUGGCUGUUGGUGGAAUCGUCGGUUAUAUGAAAGCUGGAAGUAUCAGUUCCCUGAUUGCAGGAUUAGCAUUUGGCAUAAUCUUAUCCUUUGGAGCCUAUCAGACAUCUCAGGAUCCAAAUAAUUGUUAUCUUUCGUUAGGUGCUUCCAUUGUUUUAGCAGGUGUUAUGGGAAGUAGAUUUUUGAACAGUGGAAAAUUUAUGCCUGCUGGAUUAAUUAUGAGUUUAAGGGAAUGUUAUCAAAUGAAAUCAUAAAUGUCAAAACUUUAAUGAUAUCUUACACUUCUUUAUUAUCAACUCCCAAAUGUAAUCCUGUACGCAUUAAUAAUACCAAAUUCAUACCAUGCUUUCCCAUAGCAUACCAAUAUUUUGUUGAUCUAUGCAUAGGGCCUAGGUAGAAGGAUUGUAAAUGUUAUUAAAAACUUUGAUGCCUACACUUUCAUUUCGUAAUAAAGGGCCUUCCAAAAUGAAUUCUACCACUUUAAAUUACUGUAAUUACAUUGAUUAUUAACAUAUAUGCAGUGUACACCAAUCAAUAGAUUAACUGUCCGAGUUUCCUCUCCUGACUGCAUUCAAUCAACUCGUCUUCUACUACCUCUAGAAAGCACUGUAAACAAAAAUGAUGACUCUGCAGUACAGAAACAUUUUGUGUUCUGCAGUUUGUAAAGUCAGAAUCACUCGUUACUAUGCAAUGAGAGUAAUCUGCAGGUGCUGUAGAAUUGUUGCUGCUGUGGGUGGAAUAAGGAUAUACUGCAAUGCGCACAGGGAGAAUUUGAGUAUCACUUGGAUGCGUGGAUGUGGCACAAGGUACACACAUUGAGAAAUUAUAACGGACAAAUGUUUUCCAAUGUUUUAAUAUACUGUAAAUUAAAAGGUUUUCAGAAAAUAAUUAAUAUAAUUACAAUAAUUUAAAAUGGUAGCAUUCUUUUUGGAAGACCUUGUAUUUCUGU